AAGGAAAGGAUUUCGGCACUUCUGUGCUUCGUCGUUGACGGGAAUCUUUUACGCAUAUUAGUCAGUCCCCAGAAACCAAGAUGAACAGACGCUACGAAGUUCCAGAAAAAAAGUUACCAUUUGAUGACAGCGUCUCCAUUUUGAGCUGGGCAGACUCAGAGGGCUCGAUCAGGACAUCUCCAUACGCCGUGUAUCAUAAAGUGCACACCAGCAACCUUCACCUUCCUCCUCUACCUCCCCACGAAGAGAUGUACAACUCGGAGAUCUAUCUGAUGCAGCCAGAUUCAGUCACGUAUUCUGAGUCUCUGCCGCCGAAAGAUAUGAGCAUCUACAGCGUCCCAGAGCAACGGAAGAGUCGCACGUGCUGUCGAAGACUGGGUAAGGUUUUUGGCGGGCUCCUGCUGACCUUGAACUUCGCGGUAUGCACAGUGCUAGCCAUCCAAAUGUUCUUCCAGCACCGGCUCGUCUGCAAUCAACUGUACUAUCAGAACAACACAUGUAGCAACUGUCCUAGAUAUGAAUGUCCAGAAUUGGCAACAUCCGCACCAACAAAAGUUACUAUCGAGUCCAAUGCUGAAAGAAAGAAAUGCAAUGUUGGUCUACUGUGUGUCAAGGGAUCUUACCAACCACCAGCUAACCCUGAGAAAUGUGAAUUACUUCUAGAAAAUCAUCUCAUUAAUCUGAAAGAUGAGAACCCUGUCAGUCCAGUGGACGAAAUGAGAGAACUUUACGUCGUUGAUAAUAACGCCAUCAGCGUCGUAAACUCUGGUUGGUACUUGAUCCACUCAAGGCUUCAUUAUAACCAGCAGUGUUCAGCAGUGUGUCCAAAGAGCCCAGAAAAAAUGUUCAACCAUUCCGUGUCUGUGCUACGUUUCCACAACUUCAGUGACCCGGAACUAGACGAGACAAUAACGGUAGUGUCCAAGUCAAGACGUUGCUGUGACAACUGCACCCAAAGCAAUGGCGUCAUUGAUAUCACUGUAGUUAUUCAAUUGCAGAGAUUCGAUCACGUAUAUGCCGAGACUUCCGGUCCCUCCCUCGUGUACACAGAGGGCAAAGUCUCAUUCUUAGAGGCCGCUCUGUUGCAGGAGGAGAGUUCGGAAAUUCAGCUCUACAAGUCAAGUACUGGUGGUUAGUGAGAUUGGCUACGUCGUCUGCAUCUAUCACCUCUGGCCACCAUCAAUCACAGGAUAUUCUCUCUCUCUCUCUUAAUCUCUCUUCCUCUCGCUCUCUCAGAACGAGACAAAUCGUCAUAGCAGGCCUCAACACUGACCUGCAACGUCACAAUCUGUGGGCAGUGGAAACCAAAUAACUCAUUGCCAUGUCGAACAGACCUGUAAUGUGCCAACAAGCUAUUGGUCUCCACUGCUCGUGGGCUGUGACGUUGCAGGUCAGUUUUCAGGCCUUCUACGACGAUUGGUCUCGCUCAGACCCACACAUUCACACACCCCACCCAAACACAUCAUCUCGACUCCCCACUUGUGCCAUACUCUCGAUACACAAAUACAUUUUUUUUCAAAAAUUCAUAAGAACUUACACGAUGAGACACACAUUGUCAACUGGGAAAACAUAAGACACACACACAUUGUCAACUGGGACAACAUAAGAAACACACACACACACACACAUAUGCUCGCGCUUGAAUGAACUAUCUUUCAGCGGCGGAAUGUAGGGUCUACAGUAAACUAUUGUUACGACUCUCCUACUAUCCAGGCUAUCUUCAAACUGCACCACACGACACAACGAACUUAAAAGAACCUCACAACUCAGGGCUCCAAAGAAACAGUAGCAAUUUAAUUUCAAAAAACAUCACAAUUGGCAACAACAUUACAAUGACUCAAAAACCUAGCCUUGCUCCGCCUGACUUCACAUACCGUGCUGUUUCUAACUUCGCCUCGUACUGGUCACAUUGCGAGGUAACGUGAAGUGUCAUGAAGUGUCUUGCUCUUAUAUAGGGUCUCUACCGGCCUUCCAGAAUCGGAUGGAACGUUCUUGACCACCCAGAAUGAUCACAAUCGCCGUGACUUGCGUGCGUAAUAUUUACACACAGGUCGUAGCCGAACUGGCGUGUACUGUCACUGGUCACGGUUGACAGCUCGUCUAGCGCUGGACUGGGGCGAUUUGGGUAGGCUAAAAACACACAGCACAACCAGGUUUACUUUACUAUUUAGGGGUUGAAAACUAAUUAAUAGUAAUAAUAAUAAUCUUUUACACUCAUAAGGAAAUUUGUCAUACAAUUUGUGCAUUACACCAAAAAAAAAAAACACAAAAAAAAAACAUUAUAAUUACAGAAGUCCAAAAUAUACAUCCACAUCAGACUCACUCAUAAUUUACAUGUAAAAAGUUUAUAUCAGAUAAUUUCUAUUUAAUGAUCUGAUUGCCAGGGGAACAAAAGAUUAUUGUGUUUGUCUUUGCUAUUGGUGUCUUGUAUCCUUACCAUCACAAGAUCCUGAUUUUUUAUUUCUAGAAUCUUUUUAGCGUUUUUAUGACGUGUACAGCUGCACAAACGGGGUUUGUUUUUUUGCCAAUGAUUUUAACAGCAGCAUUUAGGAUUCUUUGAAAUUUAUUUUUAUUAUUUUUUUUUAAGUGGAUACAACUGGGCCACUGAGUCUUAGAAUAUAGAGCCUACAUUUAACUCAUUCUCACUGACCUAUGUAUCCCCUCAACUGACAUAAGCAGUCUUAUACAAAUUAAAACAGGCAAAAUAUGUAACUUUUUAGCUAUUGUUUAUAUAUAUAUAUAUAUAUAUAUAUAUAUAUAUAUAUAUAGAGAGAGAGAGAGAGAGAGAGAGCUGUAACGCAUGGAUUUGAAAGACUUGACCAAAAAAACACAGCCAUAAGGCGACGAUUACGACAAACUGUAGCCUAAUUCUAUCGCUUGUUGGUUUGUUUAUAAGACUACACAGAGAGAUUGAACCAAAUCACUACUUCAUCAGUAUGCACAUUAUUAUUAACGAAUGCCCUAAUACGUAUUAUUAUAAAUAUUAUAUAUUGUACGUAUAUUGCUUUUUAAAAAGUUGCUUAUUAAAAUAAAUGAAUGAUGGAAAUACUUAAUAAAAAUAAUAUAAAAAAUC
Messenger RNA from Biomphalaria glabrata, 3073 nucleotides. RefSeq lists its product as uncharacterized. Gene Ontology annotation, molecular function: protein binding. The coding region runs from base 81 to 1136 and encodes 351 amino acids. The record is from RefSeq and is a predicted model, not a curated record. The transcript is spliced from 5 exons. NCBI's taxonomy places the organism in Eukaryota, Metazoa, Mollusca, Gastropoda, Planorbidae.